Messenger RNA from Lasiodiplodia theobromae, 966 nucleotides. RefSeq names its product Nucleotide-binding alpha-beta plait. Gene Ontology annotation, molecular function: nucleic acid binding. NCBI's taxonomy places the organism in Eukaryota, Fungi, Ascomycota, Dothideomycetes, Botryosphaeriales, Botryosphaeriaceae. The coding region runs from base 1 to 966 and encodes 321 amino acids. The transcript is spliced from 4 exons. The record is from RefSeq and is a predicted model, not a curated record.
AUGGCGCCUACCAAGGACCAGCCCGUCUCCUUUGACGCCAUUAUUCAACGCGGCCGCCAGCAGCAGAAGAGGGAGGCUCUUGCGAACGAGAUCUUGGGCUCAGGCCGCAGGAAGAGCGCGCCAGGCGCCGCUGCCCAGAACAACAGCAGUAACAACCGCAAGGGCGCCGCCGGAGGCAGUCUGGCCAGUCGCAUGGGCGUGACCAAGCACUCCGCUAUCCCGAAGCCAAACAUCAACAACACUCGCUGGGGCCACGACCUUCACCAUAUGAACAACCCGCGCACAUCCCGUUUCGCAAAGCUCCCUCGUGCUCAGUCGGCGUCCCGCCUCGAGCGCGGCAACCGCCUGUACCAGGAGCUCCGCGCGGAGCCAUCGCCCAACGGAUCCCACAACCAGACCGCCCAGACCAAAGGUGCAAGUGGCAUCAGCAUCCGUGGCGCUGCCCAGCCCACUGGCUGGACUGUUGUUGCAAGCAACUUUGCGCCUGGUACCACUGCUGCCGACAUCGAGGCUGUCAUGACUCCCAUUGGCGGAGAGAUGCUGGGUUGCAGGCUUACCAGCUCUCACCCAACUGUCAUUGCCGAGAUGCAGUUUGUAGAGAAGAGCGGUGCUGACAACGUUAUCAGCAUGUUCAACAACCGCAAGGCUGACGGCAGGCUUCUGUACGUCUUCAUGAAGGAGAGCGGUCCUAGCCCCAUUAUGCCGGGCCAGCGUUCCGGAUACCAGCCCCCAAAGACCGCUGAAAACCGUGAUGGUAUGGACGUUGACGAGGAUGACAUGGAUAGGAGGGAGCCCGAGAGGACUAACAGGCGUGCGGAGCCUGAGUACCAGGAUGGUAGGUACGGCUUCCCCGACAAUGGUGGUCGUGACAACUACAGGCGCGACGACCGCUGGGACAACCGCAGGAGUGAGGGCCGCCUGUACUCUGACAACAUGAGGCGCAACGACCGCGGCUACCGCCGCUGA